UCAGUCUGACUCACAGGAGCAGCCAUCGAACAGGACUCUUCCGGGGAAAGAGAGAGUGUGUGUGUCUGUGUGUGUGUGUGUGCGUGCGCGCGCGUGCCCACUGAGCAACAUGUCCCCGGCGUGGAGACGUGGAAGGCGCACCGGUGGCUCGACGGCGGGUCCGCGGACCAUGGUCACAGCGGGCCGGACCGGACGGGUCUCCUGUUGGAUUCUGCUCACGGCGACUUGCAUCCUCAGCGCUCGGGCUCAAGUGGAUGACGUUGCACCUUAUUUUAAGAUGGACCCUCCUCAAACCCAGGUCCACCUGGAGGGGAACCGCCUGGUCCUAACCUGCAUGGCGGAGGGCAGCUGGCCCCUGGAAUUCAAGUGGAUCUACAAUGGUAGCGAACUCACUCGCUUCUCCUUGGAAUACCGGUACCUGAUCCCCUCCUUGGACCGGGCGCAUGCAGGCCACUACCGCUGCAUUGUGAGAAAUCGAGUGGGCGCUAUAAUGCAGUGCAGCACCGAAGUGCAGGUUGCCUACAUGGGUGGUUUUGUGGAGGAGGAAAGGUCUCAAACUGUAUCCCAGGGUGAAGGUGCCCUCAUGCAGGCCCCGCGGAUACACAGCUUCCCCCGGCCGCAGAUCACCUGGUUCAGAGACGGACGGAAAAUUCCCUCCAGCGGGCGCAUCGCCAUCACCCUGGACAACACGCUGGUCAUCCUGUCCACCGUGGCCCCCGAUGCGGGACGUUACUACGCCCAGGCCGUCAAUGAUAAGAAUGGGGAGAACAAAACCAGUCAGCCCAUCACACUGGCAGUGGAGGAUGUUGGAGGAGCCGCGGACCCCAUUGCCCCCUCCAUCAUCAUCCCCCCCAAGAACACCAGCGUAACCAUGGGGAGGAACGAAGCGGUCAUGGAGUGCGUUGCUAAUGCCAGACCCCUUAUCAAAAUGAGUAUUACUUGGAGGAAAAACGGGGCCGUGGUCAGUACAGGGAUCCGAGAUUUUGGCCGCAGAUUGGUCAUCAGUUUGCCCGCAGUCACCGAUAGCGGCUUCUAUGAGUGCGAAGCGUCCCUCCGCAGUAGCAGCUUCCCCCCAGUCACCGCUGGGGCAUUCCUGCAUGUUCUAGAAUAUCCUCUGCUCAUAAAAGAGCCGCCAACUCACAUCAGUGCAGAGAUGGAGAAGGUGGUGGAUAUCCCGUGUCAGGCAAGAGGCACGCCGCAGCCAGACAUAGUGUGGUACAAAGACGCGGUGCCCAUCAGCCCGGUGAAGAUCCCCAGGUACAGGGUGUUGGUAGGAGGCAGUCUGCAGAUCAACGGCCUCCUGCCUGACGACACGGGGAUGUUUCAGUGCUUCGCCCGCAAUCUCGCAGGAGAGAUCCAGACAAACACCUACCUGGCUGUUACCAGUAUUGCUCCCAACAUCACCUCUGGCCCCUCCGACAGCGCCGUGAUUGACAGCAUGUCAGUCAUUCUGCAUUGUGAGACCUCGGGAGCGCCGCGGCCCGCCAUUACCUGGCAGAAAGGUGAACGUGUCUUGGCCAGUGGCUCGGUCCAGCUGCCCAGGUUCACCCUGCUGGAGUCGGGCAGCCUGCUAAUCAGUCCCUCUCACCUGUCUGACGCUGGUACCUACACCUGCAUGGCCAGUAACUCCAGGGGCAUUGAUGAAGCGUCAUCCGACCUAGUUGUCUGGGCACGUACUCGCAUCACUAAGCCACCGCAAGACCAAAGUGUCAUCAAAGGGACCAAGGCCGUUCUGACCUGUGGUGUGACCCACGACCCGAGUGUCAUCGUAAGGCACGUGUGGGAGAAGAGCGGCUCGGUGAUUGACGUGAACACGUCCCCCCGCCUGCGGCUGGAUCCCGACGGGACGCUGCACAUCUCCCAAACGUGGUCGGGUGACAUCGGAACAUACACCUGCAGGGUGACCUCAGUGGGUGGCAACGACUCCCGCAAUGCCCACCUCAGAGUCAGGCAACUGCCCCAUGCUCCAGAAAACCCAAUAGCAGUUCUGAGCACAACGGAGAAAAGGGCCAUCAACCUCACAUGGGCACAGGCCUUCGACGGGAACAGCCCCCUGAUCCGCUACAUCCUCGAGGUCUCAGAAAACAAUGCCCCUUGGACGGUGCUCAUGGCCAACAUCGAACCCGAGUCUGCUGGCGUCACCGUCGGUGGCCUCAUCCCGGCGCGCUCGUACCAGUUCCGCCUGUGCGCCGUCAACGACGUGGGCCGGGGCCAGUUCAGCAAGGAGACGGACCGACUGACUCUCCCCGAGGAGCCUCCCAGUGCCCCCCCUCAGACAGUCAUUGCAAGUGGCCGCACCAAUCAGUCCAUCAUGAUCCAAUGGCAGCCACCACCGGAGAGCCAUCAAAAUGGGCCACUCCAGGGCUACAUCAUCAGGUACUGUCUGUCGGGGCUCCCUGUGGAUUGUCAGAUGAAAAACAUCACCAACCCAGACCAGACCAGUCUACUCCUGGAGGACCUCAUCAUCUGGACCAACUAUGAGAUCGAGGUGGCAGCUUAUAACGGAGCAGGCCUGGGCACCUACAGCCAUAAAGUCACAGAAUGGACACUGCAAGGGGUGCCCACUGUGCCACCAGGAAAUGUGCAGGCUGAGGCCGUCAACUCCACCACGGUGCGUUUUACCUGGAGUGCCCCGAGCCCUCAGUUCAUCAACGGAAUCAACCAGGGCUACAAGCUGUUGGCGUGGGAACCUAGUCGCGCAAACGAGGUCACUGUGAUAACAGUGCGUCCCAACUUCCAGGACAGUGUUCACGUUGGCUACAUCUCUAGCCUGAAAAAGUUCACCGAGUACUACUCGUCCGUAUUGUGCUUCACGACCCCCGGAGACGGCCCACGGAGCCCACCCCAGCGGCUGCGCACCCACGAGGACACCCCCGGUGCCGUGGGACACCUGAGCUUCACUGAUAUCUUGGACACCUCACUAAAAGUCAGCUGGAAGGAGCCACAAGAGAAAAACGGUCUUCUCACGGGUUACCGCAUCUCCUGGGAGGAGUUCAACAGGACCAACACUCGAGUCACCCAUUAUCUGCCCAACCUCACUCAGGAGUACAAGGUGACAGGGCUCACUGCUCUCACCACUUACACCAUCCAGGUGGCGGCCAUGACCGCCAAAGGCCAGGGACAGCUCUCUGCCUCCACUAUUUCUUCUGGCGUACCACCGGAGUUGCCAGGUCCUCCAACCAAUUUAGCCAUCUCCAACAUCGGGCCUCGCUCGGUCACCCUGCAGUUUAAACCGGGUUAUGAUGGAAAGACAUCCAUUUCCCGUUGGCACGUCGAAGCCCAGAUUGGCAUAAUAGGAGAAAAUGAAGAGUGGUUAAUGGUCCAUCAGCUGGCUAACGAACCCGAUGCUCGAUCCCUGGAGGUCCUGGACUUGAACCCCUAUACUUUCUACAGGUUCAGAAUGCGUCAGGUAAACAUCGUGGGCACCAGUCCUCCCAGUCAGCCCUCCAGGAAGAUCGAGACCCUGCAGGCCCCUCCAGACAUCUCUCCAGCCAAUGUCACCCUGCGCACGGCCAGCGAGACCAGCCUGUGGCUUCGCUGGGUGCCUCUUCCAGAGUGGGAGUACAAUGGGAAUCCAGAUCUCCUGGGCUACAGGGUCCAAUACUCUAAAGCCGGGUCCAAGGGGGGCGUUCUCUCCCACGUCAUUAUGGACCGGCUCGAGAGGGAGUUCACCAUCGAAGACCUGGAGGAGUGGACGGAGUAUGUGGUCAGAGUUCAGGCCAUCAAUGGUAUCGGCUCUGGGCCUUGGAACCAGCUGGUCCACGGCAGGACCAGGGAGUCUGUACCCUCCAGCGGUCCCACCAACGUGUCAGCCUUUGCUACCACCUCUAGCAGCAUCCUGGUGCGAUGGGGGGAAGUGCCAGAGACGGACCGCAAUGGACUCAUCUUGGGGUACAAGGUUGUGUAUAGGGAAAAGGACUCAGACAAAGCUCCCAACUUCUGGGAAGUGGAGGGCAACAUCACCCACAGUGUCCAGUUAAGUGGUCUCGGCAAGUACGUCCUGUAUGAGAUCCAGGUCUUAGCCUUCACACGUAUAGGAGACGGGAGGAGCAGCUCGCCGUCCAUUUUGGAGAGGACCUUGGACGAUGUACCCGGCCCUCCAGUAGGCAUCCUCUUUCCAGAAGUCAGAACCACCUCCGUUAGGCUCAUCUGGCAGCCUCCCGCACAGCCCAAUGGCAUUAUCCUCGCCUACCAAAUCACGUACCGAAGAAACUCCUCAAACAGCAACGCCGCCACCGUGGACGUGCUGAGUCCCAGCGCGCGGCAGUACACGGCGUCCGGCCUGAAACCAGAAACGGUCUACGUGUACCGCCUCACCGCUCAGACCCGAAAGGGUUGGGGUGAGGCCGCCGAGGCGUUGGUGGUGACCACGGAAAAGAGAGCCCGACCGCAACCCACGAGCCGUCCCGUAGUGCCUCAAGAGGAGGUUCAGGCUCGCCGAGUGCUGUUGUCAUGGGAACCGGGCAGCGAUGGACUAUCGCCCGUUCGUUAUUAUACCGUCCAGUACAGAGAGCUGCCGGACCGCAACUGGACUGUCCACUCUGCCUCGGUCAGCCAUGAGACCCAGUCCUACAUGGUGGAUAGGUUAAAGCCUUUCACUUCAUACCAGUUCCGUGUAAAGGCCACUAAUGACAUCGGAGACAGUGAAUACAGCCAGGAGAGUGAGGCCAUUACUACACUACAGGACGCUCCAGACAAAGCCCCGACAAUCCUGUCAGUUACACCUCACACCACCACAUCUGUCCUGGUCCGUUGGCAGCCGCCCUCCGAGGAUCACAUGAACGGCGUCCUGCUGGGGUUCAGGGUGAGGUAUCGGGAGUUACACUACGACCGGCUGCGUAGCUUCACUGUCCGCACGGUAAACAGUCCCUCCGCCAACUGGGCCGAUCUCGCUGCUCCUUACAGCAUCAGGAACUUGAGUGAAUCCUCGCUCACCCAGUAUGAACUGGAUAAUUUGAGUAAACACAAACGCUACGAGAUCCGCCUGAGUGUGUACAACGCUGUGGGAGAGGGUCCCAGCAGUGCACCACAGGAAGUGUUCGUCGGAGAGGCGGUCCCGACAUCCCCUCCCCAAAACGUGGUGGUCCAGUCUUCAACGGCCACACAGCUGGAUGUCACAUGGGACCCUCCUCCUCUGGAUGCUCAGAACGGGGACAUACAGGGUUAUAAGAUCUAUUUCUGGGAGUUUCAGCUCCAGAAUGAAACGGAACGCCUGCGCACUCUGUUCCUGCCGGAGCUCGGGGUGAAGCUUAAAAACCUGACCGGCUACACCACGUACAUGAUGAGCGUGGCCGCCUUCAAUGCUGCCGGGGACGGGCCCCGCUCCCUGCCCACCAGAGGGCGCACUCAGCAAGCAGCACCAAGUGCUCCCAGCUUCAUCCACUUCAGUGAGUUGACCACCAGCUCCGUCAACGUGUCCUGGGGAGAGCCCAAGCAGGCCAACGGCAUCAUUGAGGGCUACCGUCUGGUUUAUGAGCCCUGCACCCCUGUCGAUGACUCCUCUCCUCGCACCCCAGGUGUCAGUAAGAUAGUGACAGUAGAUGUGAAGGGCAGCGCUUCCCUGUGGAUGAAGAUCAAAGACCUGGCUGAUGGUGUCACCUACAACUAUCGCAUUCGGGCAAAAACCCUCACAUAUGGCCCCGAGGUGGAGGCCAAUAUUACCACCGGCCCGGGAGAAGGGUCCCCGGGCCCUCCCGGAGAACCCUUUAUUUCUCGGUACGGGACGGCCCUCACGUUGCAUUGGACCAGCGGUGAUCAAGGCCGUGCACCCAUCACGCGAUACGUCAUCGAGGCCAGACCCUCUGAUGAAGGAUUGUGGGAUAUCCUCAUCAAAGAUAUUCCUAAAGAAGUGACAUCCUACACGCUUAACCUGGAAAUGCUGCGAGAAGGGCUCACGUAUGACUUUCGAGUAAUUGCCGUCAACGACUACGGCUACGGAUCGCCCAGCGCCCCCUCCCCCUCUAUUUCAGCACAGAAAGUGUCUCCGUUCUAUGAGGAGUGGUGGUUCCUGGUGGUGAUUGCCUUGGUGGGCCUCAUCUUCAUCCUCCUCCUUGUUUUCAUCCUCAUCAUCCGGGGCCAGAGUAAAAAAUACACCAAGAAAACCGAUUCAGUGUCGUCCUCAUACCCCUGUCCAGGCAACCACUCCAACUGCACGGCCCUGCCUCUGACCCACGGGGAGAUGGUGCGCCUCGACGAAGGACGUUUCCCGGCCCUGGAGCUCAACAACAGGCGCCUCUCGGUGAAGAACUCCUUCUGCCGCAAGAACGGCAUCUACACACGGUCUCCACCGAGGCCCAGUCCUGGAAGCCUGCACUACUCGGAUGAGGAUGUCAGCACCAAGUACAAUGACCUGAUCCCAGCAGAGAGCAGCAGUCUGACCGAGAAACCCUCCGAGAUAUCUGACUCUCAGGGCAGCGACAGCGAAUACGAGAUGGAUCAGAGCCGCCAGAAGACCCACUCCUUCGUCAACCACUACAUCAGCGACCCCACCUACUACAACUCCUGGCGGCGGCAGCAGAAGGGCGUCUCUCGACCGCCGGCGUACGGCUACGCGCAGCCCGAGCCCCUGGUGGAGCAGGAGCCCCGCCAGCACCCACCACCCGUGCCCCCUCUGCCCCCUCUGCCCCCUCUGCCCCCCCAGAGCGCCCCGUCCCCACAUCCCCAGGGCCAGGGCACUCUGUUCAGGUCCAAGGGAAGCCGGACUCCGACCCCGUCCCUGCUGUCCUCCUCCGAACCCCCCAGCCAGCACAGCGCCCUCUACCGCCCCCCCAGCAGCCUGGGAUGUGCCGCUCAGACACCUACCGCGGGCUUCUCCUCUUUCGUUUGACACAGAGCUCUCGGUCCAAUAACGGGAAGAAGAAGAAGAAGAGGAGGGGAAAAAAAACACGCCCGAGGAAGAGUCAUCGAUGUUUAUUGCUUCGUUUGUACUUUGCUCUGUUUGUUUUCUUUUCUGUCUAUUUAAAAAAAAAAGAAAAGUUGUUGCUCAGUAUUAAGCAUUGCAGACAUCUUGAAUAGCGUUUUCUGCU
Molecule: messenger RNA, 7025 nt
Organism: Pungitius pungitius (ninespine stickleback)
Lineage: Eukaryota; Metazoa; Chordata; Actinopteri; Perciformes; Gasterosteidae
Gene: sdk2a
Product: sidekick cell adhesion molecule 2a
Exons: 45
Coding region: 110-6826 (2238 amino acids)
Biological process (GO): cell-cell adhesion
Molecular function (GO): protein binding
Source: RefSeq, a predicted model, not a curated record